AUGGAAUCGAGAAUAAGUGAAUCUAAUGAGCUACUUAAUGAUGAUAGUGAAAAUAUUCAUGAGGCUGUUGCUACUGCUUCUUCUGAACAUCAACCACUUGCAGCACAAAAUACUACAAACUUGUUGCAUGCUUUUCAUCUAUUUGAUGCAUUAACUUCAUAUUCACAAUUGCAUCAAUAUUAUUAUCGUCCAUAUUCAUUUUUAAUUCCACCAACAAGUCCUACUUGGUCACCAAAUGCUUCAAUUUAUCAUCAACAAAUGUACAAUUUUGGUUAUCCUUAUUAUCAGCAUGGAUCAAGAUUAGACCAAAAUACAUUGAAUUCAUCGAAUAUAACUGAAAUGACUGAAGCAUCUCAACAAAAGGAAAUUAUUUGUAAAUAUUGUAAUCGAGUAUUUACCACGGCAUAUAAUUUAAAGGUCCAUAAGAGAAUACACACAAAUGAGCGUCCUUUUGUUUGCAUUAUUUGCGAUAAAAGUUUCAGUCGGUCUGAUCAUUUAAAACAUCACAAAUGUAUUGAUAACGAUUUAAAAACCUUCAAAUGCUCAUAUUGUGAUAGAGAAUUUAGUCAUCAGCGAUCAUUGGCCAUACACAAAGUGAUACAUUUUAAACAGGCACCAUAUAAAUGUUCCAUUUGUGAUUCUACCUUCCCACAACGAUUACAUUUGAAGAAACACAUGCGAAUUCACAAAAUAAGUAAAAAUAAACAGCGAGAACAGUCAUCCGAUGUUCAAAUUUUGAAUUCAUCCUCGUCAGACGAAUGUGGUCCAAAACAAUCUGAUAAUAAAAUGAAUAAAAAGUCAUGUGGAUUUACAAUUGAUGAAAUUAUGAAACAUUAA
This is a messenger RNA of Chironomus riparius, 837 nucleotides long. NCBI's taxonomy places the organism in Eukaryota, Metazoa, Arthropoda, Insecta, Diptera, Chironomidae. The record is from the annotation of a GenBank genome assembly.